AUGAAAUCCUCCCGUGGUGGCGGGCUUCCCCUCGGCACAAUCCUGCUCUGGAUCCUCCUGCUGCUCCCGGACACCAGUGUGGCCUGGAAGCAACAUGCCCCUCGCCUUCGUGUCUCCUAUAAAGAUCUGCUGAGAUCCAACAGCUCUCGCCUGUUGCUGGCGUCAGCGGAUGGGCUGGAUUUCCAGGCACUUUUGCUGAAUGAAGACAGGGCCUGGCUGAUGGUGGGAGCAAAAAACCACAUCUUCCUGCUCCAUCUCAACCAUCCCACCAGGGAGCCUGAGAAGAUUUUCUGGCCAGCCUCCCGGGAGCAGGUUGAGCACUGCCGUCUGGCAGGGAAGAAUGCAGAGACAGAAUGUGCCAACUUCAUCCGCCUCCUGCAGCCCUUCAACAGGAGCCAUGUGUUUGCCUGUGGGACUGGCUCCUACCAGCCUGUCUGUGCCUUCAUCCAGCUGGGAGGCAGAGCAAAGGAUACUGGGGCCCUACCGAUGCGGCUGGUGACCCACUCCUUGGAAUCGGGGCGAGGACGGUGCCCAUACAGCCCCCAUGAACCUUUCACAGGGCUCCUUGUCGAUGGGGAGCUCUAUUCUGGCACCUCCAGUGACUUCAUGGGCAGCAGUGCUGCUUUCUUCCGGACCUGGGUUCACAGGGCUGAGCAGAGCUACAUCCGGACGGAGCAGAACCAGGAUCACUGGCUACACGAGCCUGCGUUCGUUGGCGCUUAUGCCAUCCCUGACACCCAUAACCCACGUGAUGACAAGGUCUACAUCUUCUUCCGCGAGACCGCCCUGGAAGCCGGGCAGUGGGAGAGACGGCACAUCCAUGCCAGGGUGGCGCGGGUCUGCAAGAACGACGCUGGGGGCAAGCGCAGCCUCAUCAAUCGCUGGAGCACAUUCCUCAAGGCCCGCCUGGUAUGCUCCAUCCCCGGGCCCCACGGCACCGAGACCCACUUCGACCAGCUUGAGGAUGUUUUCCUCCUCCGCACCCGGGAUCCACAGAACCCUCUUGUCUUCAGCCUCUUCACGGUUUCCAGCGGCGUCUUCAGCGGCUCCGCCGUGUGCGUCUACUCCAUGGCUGCCGUGAGAGCCGCCUUCAGCGGCCCUUUCGCACACAAGGAGGGAUUCGACUACCGCUGGGUAGAGUACAAGGGGCGCAUCCCGUACCCCCGGCCUGGCACAUGCCCCAGUGAGACGUACGACCCCCUCCUGCAAUCCACCAAGGACUUCCCCGACGAGCUGAUCAGCUUCAUGCGCACCCACCAGCUCAUGUGGGAGCCCGUGUACCCGCAGCGCCGCCGGCCCGUCCUCGUGAGGGUCAACGUGCCGUACCGGCUCCAGAGGCUCCUGGUGCACAGGGUGGAGAUGGAGAGCAGGCACUACGACGUGCUCUUCCUUGGCACAGAUGAUGGCAAAGUCCUGAAGGUGGGUCUGGCCAGCGGGGCGAGCCAGGGCACGGAGGAGAUCAGCCUUGAGGAGAUCAGUGUCACCAAGGUACCUUCUCCCAUCCUGGACAUGCAGUUGUCACCAAAGCGGCAGGAGCUGUUUGUGAGCAGCACCCACGGGCUGCUGCAGCUCUCCCUGUACCGCUGUGAGCUCUACGGCAAAGCCUGCACCGACUGCUGCCUGGCCAGGGAUCCCUACUGCACCUGGGAUGGCAAGAGCUGCGCCCCACACUUGCUCACAGAGAAGAGGCAGGCCCGCUGGCAGGACGCGCUGAAGUCCGACCCACUCAGCCAGUGCCAGGACACCACAGACGGGACCACUGCAGCAGAGAAGCUGGUUUUCGGCGUGGAGAAAAACUCAACCUUCCUCGAGUGCCUGCCUCGCUCGCCCCAGACAAGCAUCCAGUGGCUGGUGCAGCACAGCGACGAGGGGAGCGUGAGCGAGCUCACGAGCAACGGCCGCUUCCUGAUGCUAGAGCAAGGGCUGCUGAUCCGCCAGCUGGCGACGGAGGACGAGGGGACCUACGAAUGCCGGGCUGUGGAGCGCUCCUUCUCGCGGCCCCUCACGCGCUACAGCCUUCGUGUCAUCAGGCACGAGGCGAUGGAGGCGCCUCCCUACAAGCGGGGCAAGGGGGCCGAGCUAGGAGGAAGCUACCAGCCCCCCCUGCCCCGAGUGGACCUACAAAUGAGCUACAAGGGAUUCCCGCGGGCGCUGGGGGCACCAGGCACCAGCCUCGAUACCUACUGCAAUGCCCUGCGGCACCAGGAAAGGCAGCGGCAGAAGGCCUGGCCCCAGAAGUGGCAGCAUCCUUCCCCAGAAAGCAAGAAGGGCCGAGUGCUACGGCACCCUCAGCGCCUGUAA
Molecule: messenger RNA, 2301 nt
Organism: Tinamus guttatus (white-throated tinamou)
Lineage: Eukaryota; Metazoa; Chordata; Aves; Tinamiformes; Tinamidae
Product: semaphorin-3D
Biological process (GO): axon guidance; neural crest cell migration; negative chemotaxis
Cellular component (GO): plasma membrane
Molecular function (GO): chemorepellent activity; semaphorin receptor binding
Source: RefSeq, a predicted model, not a curated record